ACGUCGCGAAAGAGAGUCGUCACAUCUUCCUCAGGACUCUACUGUACCCGCGCGGGACGACGGGCAACGUAUAUAAGAUGCGCGCAGGCGCAGUUCAGGGAGUGCCCUUUCACUUCGACGCAGUGAAGACGUUCCUGUGUUGCCAUGGGCCGCCGUCCAGCUCGUUGUUACCGGUAUUGUAAGAACAAGCCGUACCCAAAAUCUCGUUUCUGCCGAGGGGUUCCUGAUGCCAAGAUCCGCAUCUUUGACCUGGGUCGAAAGAAGGCAAAAGUGGAUGAAUUCCCACUCUGUGGCCACAUGGUGUCUGAUGAAUAUGAGCAGCUGUCUUCUGAAGCCCUGGAGGCCGCCCGUAUUUGCGCCAACAAGUACAUGGUGAAAAGUUGUGGCAGAGAUGGCUUUCACAUGCGAGUGCGGCUCCAUCCCUUCCAUGUCAUCCGCAUCAACAAGAUGUUGUCCUGUGCUGGGGCUGACAGGCUCCAGACAGGUAUGCGAGGUGCCUUUGGAAAACCCCAGGGUACUGUGGCCCGGGUCCACAUUGGUCAAGUCAUCAUGUCCAUCCGCACCAAGCUUCAGAACAAGGAGCAUGUGAUUGAAGCCUUGCGCAGGGCUAAGUUCAAGUUCCCUGGACGCCAGAAGAUUCAUAUCUCCAAGAAGUGGGGCUUCACAAAGUUUAAUGCUGACGAAUUUGAAGACAUGGUGGCCAAGAAGCGCCUCAUCCCUGACGGUUGUGGAGUCAAGUACGUUCCCAGUCACGGCCCUUUGGACAAGUGGCGGGUUCUGCACUCAUGAAGGCUUUGGCAGCACUGUCUCCUUGGGCCAUGCCGGUCUGACUUAUGCUUACUAAUAAAUUCUGUUUACUGACAAA
This is a messenger RNA of Cercocebus atys (sooty mangabey), 865 nucleotides long. It is a transcript of the gene RPL10L, whose product is annotated as ribosomal protein L10-like. The transcript has a single exon. The record is from RefSeq and is a predicted model, not a curated record. NCBI's taxonomy places the organism in Eukaryota, Metazoa, Chordata, Mammalia, Primates, Cercopithecidae. Gene Ontology annotation, molecular function: structural constituent of ribosome. Bases 145 to 789 code for a protein of 214 amino acids. Gene Ontology annotation, cellular component: ribosome; cytosolic large ribosomal subunit. Gene Ontology annotation, biological process: translation; ribosomal large subunit assembly.